CCCGGCGAGGUGAUCCACCGUGGUUCGAGCGUUUCAUCUGGGCGCAGACUGUCGCUUUGCUUUUGGCAGCUAGGCUGUGAGUGUCCAUUCCUCCGUCUAGCUCCCUUUAUCCCGAAGGUACCUUUGGGUUCCCACCCCGCGGCCUGCAGUUGCUCCCCGGGAACUGAUACGAGAUGAUGAAUUGUCGUACCCUCAAUAGAGGCCACUUAUAUAUGAUACCCUUUUCUCUGCACAUCUUCGUAUCUGCUUUUCUCUAUCCAUGCCUUCAUCCUCCUUGUGAUCACAGUUCUCCCGUGACUCGGCCGUGGUCAUGAGAUAAUCCCUCAGCGCACUUCCUCUACUCGCAAAAUUGUCCUAGUUUCUACUGCAGCGCCUUACCUAUCCCGUCAAUCCACACAUUCCUAGCCUGUCUUUCAUAGAGUCUAUACGUUUUCUGGACGAGCUGCAUCGUGCUGACGCCAUGUCCUACUCGUCCGUAGCAGUCCGCCACUUCACGGCUCCUAAGCCCAUAGGAAACGCAAUGGAUUCUCUUCGCUCGCCACUAUCCUCUGAGACCAAGAUCAGGCCGUCUACAAUCUCGGCUUCGGUGAAUGGGGUAACGUCAGAGCCGUCCAAGAAGGGCAUAACAUUCGCCAACCAGGAUUCCCUACCCAAGCUACCCAUCCCAGACCUCGAGAAAACAUGCAAGAGAUAUCUUGAUGCUUUGGCUCCACUGCAAACGCCCCGAGAGCAGGAUGAGACCAGAGCAGCUGUGCAAGACUUCCUCAAAUCAGAAGGGCCUAUCCUCCAAGAGAAGCUCAAGACCUAUGCCUCGUCAAAAACAAGCUACAUCGAGCAAUUUUGGUACGACUCAUAUCUGAACUACGAUAGCCCUGUCGUGUUGAACCUGAAUCCUUUCUUCUUGUUGGAAGAUGACCCGACCCCUGCGAGAAACAACCAAGUGACCAGAGCAGCCUCCCUUGUCGUCUCUGCCCUGUCUUUUGUUCGUGCCGUUCGACGCGAAGAACUCCCUCCUGACACUGUUCGGGGCACGCCCCUCUGCAUGUAUCAAUACUCCCGCCUAUUCGGAACGGCGCGUGUACCGACGGAUAAUGGGUGCGUGAUCGGCCAAGAACCCCACGCAAAGCAUAUUGUUGUGAUGUGUCGGGGUCAGUUUUACUGGUUCGAUGUGCUGGAUGACAACCAUGACUUGAUCAUGAACGAAAAGGAUAUUGCUGUUAAUCUCCAAGUGAUCAUUGGAGAUGCUGAACAGACGCCCAUCCACGACGCUGCGAAGGGAGCUCUUGGUGUUCUGAGUACGGAAAACCGCAAGGUCUGGUCAGGACUGAGGGAUAUACUCACCAAGGAUGAGGGGUCAAACAAUGCAGAAUGUCUGAAUAUUGUGGAUACAGCCUUGUUCGUCUUAUGUCUGGACUAUACCGAACCCCACAACACGUCUGAGCUCUGCGCCAAUAUGCUCUGCGGUACGAGCGAAGUGGUCCGAGGCGUGCAAGUCGGUACCUGCACCAACCGAUGGUACGACAAACUGCAAAUCAUCGUGUGUAAGAAUGGCAGUGCGGGGAUCAACUUCGAACAUACCGGUGUAGACGGUCACACGGUACUUCGCUUUGCCAGCGAUGUCUACACAGACACAAUACUACGCUUUGCCCGGACGAUCAACGGCCAAGCACCCACGCUUUGGGCAACGGCCAGUCCCGACCCUUCCAAACGCGACCCUCGAAGCUUCGGUAAUGUCAACACAACACCUCGCAAACUGGAGUGGGAUAUGGCACCUGAACUGAGCAUUGCUUUGCGGUUUGCCGAGUCUCACCUCUCCGAUCUCUUGCAGCAGCACGAGUUCCAAGUACUCGACUUCAAAGGAUUUGGCAAGAACUUCAUCACCUCAAUGGGGUUCUCCCCCGAUGCAUUUGUGCAAAUGGCAUUCCAAGCCGCGUACUACGGGCUCUACGGGCACAUGGAGAACACCUACGAACCGGCGAUGACCAAAGCCUUCCUGCAUGGUCGGACGGAAGCAAUCCGGACGGUGACUAACGAGUGUGUUGACUUUGUCAAAACAUUCUGGGGAGAUAACCCAGCAGAACAGAAGGUGAGUGCGCUGCGGAAAGCAACCGAGAAGCACACGGCCAUCACCAAGGAAUGCUCCAAAGGCCAGGGACAAGACCGGCAUCUGUAUGCGCUAUACUGUCUAUGGCAGCGAUCCUUCGAUGACGGCGCGGUGUCCGCGUCCAACAGCGUAGUCAGCAGCUCCAAUGGGUACACUAGCCCUGCUGAGACAGGGCCGAUGGAGUCGCCUAAAUCUUCUUCUUCGAUGUCGGAGGACGGACUGUCAUCUAAUGGCUAUAGCGUGCGUGGAAUGCGCACCAUGCCCGCUAUCUUCAGCGAUGGUGGCUGGGAUAAAAUCAACACCACCGUGCUGUCGACUUCCAACUGCGGUAAUCCGUGCCUGCGGCACUUUGGCUUUGGGCCCACGUCUGCAGAUGGUUUCGGAAUUGGCUACAUAAUCAAGGACGACUCGAUCUCGUUCUGCGCCUCAUCGAAGCAUCGGCAGACUGCCCGUCUGAUGUACACAUUAGACUCGUACCUGAUGGAAAUCCGCAAGCUGCUGCGGGCCACCAACAACCGGCCUGCGAGCCCGCGCACGAGCAGGGCACGCGAGAUGGAGAUGAUUGCCGAGCGGCUCCAGGGGGAUCACCGCCGGGGCCGGAUCGUCCGGGGCGACCCGGGCCAGCUGAAUCGGGGUGCCGAGACGCCAACGACGGACAGCGGAGAACUCGAGGAUGAUGGCAUGGGCGGAUACGGGUUCUUCGAUGCAGGGAUGCUGCUCCACGCGCUCAAGGGGCUGAAUGCAGACCGGGAGCGGGGCGCCGAUAAGCCUGAGAAACGUCGGUUUGUCGGGAAGAAGCUGCGGCUGAAUGACUAUUGAGAUUUGAGGAGGAUGGUGGAGGGAUGGAAUCCCGGUGAUUGAGUUGGCGCUGCACAUGAUUGC
Molecule: messenger RNA, 2986 nt
Organism: Aspergillus sclerotioniger CBS 115572
Lineage: Eukaryota; Fungi; Ascomycota; Eurotiomycetes; Eurotiales; Aspergillaceae
Product: choline/carnitine O-acyltransferase
Exons: 4
Coding region: 461-2923 (820 amino acids)
Biological process (GO): carnitine metabolic process
Cellular component (GO): mitochondrion
Molecular function (GO): carnitine O-acetyltransferase activity
Source: RefSeq, a predicted model, not a curated record